This is a messenger RNA of Aspergillus steynii IBT 23096, 1794 nucleotides long. Its product is annotated as putative phenol 2-monooxygenase. Gene Ontology annotation, molecular function: FAD binding. The transcript has 6 exons. Bases 1 to 1794 code for a protein of 597 amino acids. Lineage: Eukaryota; Fungi; Ascomycota; Eurotiomycetes; Eurotiales; Aspergillaceae. The record is from RefSeq and is a predicted model, not a curated record.
AUGCCCAGACAAACCCCCAUCCUAAUCAGCGGCUCCGGCUCAGCGGGCCUCUGCGCCGCGACGUGGCUCGCGCGCGCAGGCAUACCCUGCACCAUCCUUGAAAAAAGACCCGGGCCGAUGACAAUGGGCCAAGCGGACGGGGUGCAGUGCCGGACGGUCGAGAUCUUCGAGAGUUUCGGGCUGGGCGAGGACCUGCUCCGUGAGGCGUAUCAUGUGCUGGAGGUGGUGUUUUGGGCUGAGGAUGAUUCAUAUACACAUACAAUAAAACGCACUGGUCGAACGGCAGAUACGCAGCCCGGGCUAUCGCAUCAGCCGCAUGUCAUUCUGAACCAGGCGCGGAUUAACGGGCUGCUGUUGGAGGCGAUGGAGCGGUUUAAUGGGCAGGGGGUGGAGUAUGGGUGGGAGGUCCUGGACGUGGAGGUUACAGGGGAAGGAGAGUUUCCGGUGAAGGUGACGGCGCAGAGAGACGGCGAGAGGGAGGUGUUUGAGGCGAAGUAUGUUCUUGCCUGCGACGGCGCACACAGCACCGUCCGCAAAGCCCUCGGAUACAAAAUGCUCGGCGACAGCAGCGACGCCGUCUGGGGUGUGAUGGACAUGGUGCCGCGCACGAACUACCCGGACAUCCGGAAGAAAAGCAGCAUUCGCACGCGGGCGGGAAACCUGCUAAUAAUCCCGCGCGAAGGCGACAGUGACAACCUGACGCGGUUCUACAUCGAGCUUCCGGCCGGGACGCGGGCUAAGGACGUCAAGCUUGAAGACCUGCAGACCGCGGCGCGCAACAUUCUCGGCCAGUAUAGCAUCGAGUUCACGGAGACGGUGUGGUGGUCUGCGUAUGCGAUCGGCCAGCGCCAUGCGGACCAGUUCCAUAGAGACCAUCGUGUCUUUCUGGCUGGUGAUGCGUGCCAUACGCAUUCGCCGAAGGCCGGACAGGGGAUGAAUGUCAGUUUGCAAGACGGGUAUAAUAUCGGGUGGAAGUUGGGUGCUGUGCUGAAGGGGUUGGCGCCGGCGCCGCUGCUGGAGACGUAUGUGAUGGAGAGGCAGAGGGUGGCGAUCGAUUUGAUCAAUUUUGAUCGGUAUUUCUCGAAGCUGUUUUCGUCCGGGGGAGAUGUCUCGCCGAAGGAGUUCCAGGAGGGGUUUGUGAAGUCGGGGAAGUAUACGGCUGGGUUGACGGCGAAGUAUGAGAGGUCGAUGAUCACGUCGGAUAUGGAUGAGUCGGGUGCGCUGGCGACGAAUGUCGAGGUGGGAAUGAGGCUUCCCAGUGCGCAGGUGGUGCGGUUCUGUGACUCGAAGCCUGUGCAGUUGAUGACGGCGCUGAAGUCGGAUGGACGGUGGCGGAUGAUGGCGUUUGUGGGGGAUUUGGGCUUGUCUGAGAACAGAACUCGAUUGGAUAAGCUCGGAAAAUAUCUCGACUCAAGCGACAGCCCUGUCCAUCGCUUCCGCCCUGCGAACUCGGACAUAGACAGCCUGAUAGAACCUAUAUUCGUGGGCCAUGGCAAACGACAUGAAAUUGAACUGGAGCAGAUCCCCGAGUGUUUCUAUCCCAUCACUGGAAAGAACCAAAUCAGAGACCUGCACAAGAUAUACUUCGACGACGAAAGCUACAACAAAGGCCACGGACAGGCCUACGAAUUCCUCGGCAUCAGUCCUCAGAAGGGGGCCAUUAUCAUUGUGCGGCCAGAUCAGUAUGUGUCUGCUGUUGUCGGCCUGGAUGAGUAUGAGAAGAUCGGGGAAUUCUUCGAGGGAUUCUUGAUCCCAAAGGAGAAGCAGGAUGCAGUACCUGAAAGCAAAUUGUGA